Molecule: messenger RNA, 7185 nt
Organism: Haemonchus placei
Lineage: Eukaryota; Metazoa; Nematoda; Chromadorea; Rhabditida; Trichostrongylidae
Source: the annotation of a GenBank genome assembly
AUGGAACCUCUAUAUGGGAACGUAGCAUUAGAGCCGAUGGAUACGGGCGAGGUACCUCCCCCUCCGCCAACUGCAGAUCAGCUUUUAGAAGAAAAGGCUAGAAAGUGGAAGCAGUUGCAAUCGAAACGUUAUGCGGAGAAAAGGAAAUUUGGAGUUGUCGACACACAGAAGGAAGAAAUGCCUCCAGAACAUGUGCGAAAGAUCAUCCGUGAUCAUGGUGACAUGACAUCCCGUAAAUUCCGACACGAUAAAAGAGUUUACUUAGGGGCUUUGAAGUACAUGCCCCAUGCAGUUCUCAAGUUAUUGGAAAAUAUGCCCAUGCCAUGGGAGCAGAUUAGAGAUGUUAAGGUACUUUAUCAUAUUACUGGAGCAAUCUCCUUUGUCAACGAGACACCACGAGUUAUCGAACCCGUGUACCUGGCACAGUGGGGAACGAUGUGGAUUAUGAUGAGACGAGAAAAGCGAGACCGACGCCAUUUCAAGCGUAUGCGAUUUCCUCCCUUUGAUGACGAAGAACCGCCUCUCGAUUAUGCGGACAACAUUCUCGAUGUGGAACCUCUAGAGCCGAUUCAAAUGGAAUUGGAUCCAGAGGAGGAUCAAACUGUUACUGAAUGGUUUUAUGAUCACAAGCCGCUUCAUAAUUCAAGGCGAGUUGGAUACUUUAAUUUGUUGUGCAUCCCCUCUUUGCUACUGAAAAAAUUCGUGAAUGGCCCUACAUACAGACGAUGGGCCUUCAGUAUUCCUAUAAUGGCCACGCUUUAUCGUCUCGCAAAUCAACUUCUGACUGACUUAACUGAUGACAAUUAUUAUUAUCUCUUCGAUUUGAAGUCAUUCUUCACCGCCAAAGCUCUCAACGUGGCGAUUCCCGGAGGACCCAAAUUUGAGCCUCUUAUAAAGGACAUCAAUCUGGACGAAGAUUGGAACGAGUUCAAUGACAUCAACAAGGUGAUUAUUAGAGCACCAAUCCGGACAGAAUAUCGCAUCGCAUUCCCGUAUAUGUACAAUAACCUCGUCAAUGCGCUACCUGUCCAAGUUUCAUGGUACCAUACUCCGUCCGUAGUGUACAUCAAGACGGAAGAUCCAGAUCUCCCUGCCUUCUACUUCGAUCCUCUUAUCAAUCCGAUCACGAUCAGUGGUCUGGAAAGGACCGCAGAAAAUCUCCCAGACGAUGACGAAAUGAACGAAUUUGAACUUCCGGAAGAUGUUGUGCCCAUUUUCGAAGAGGUACCGCUGUAUACAGACAACACAGGUAACGGUAUAGCCUUAUUAUGGGCACCACGCCCAUUCAACAUCCGAUCUGGGCGCACGCGAAGGACCAUUGAUGUUCCUCUAGUGAAGAGUUGGUACCGCGAGCAUUGCCCAGCAGGAAUGCCCGUAAAAGUACGUGUAUCUUACCAGAAGUUGUUGAAAGUGUUCGUAUUGAAUGCACUCAAACAUCGUCCUCCUAAACCGCAGAAGCGAAGGUACUUGUUCCGCUCGUUCAAGUCAACUAAGUUCUUCCAAACUACAACUCUAGAUUGGGUAGAAGCUGGACUGCAGGUCUUGCGACAAGGAUAUAAUAUGCUUAAUCUUCUUAUCCAUCGUAAGAAUCUCAACUAUCUCCACUUGGAUUAUAAUUUCAACUUGAAGCCUGUAAAAACGCUAACGACCAAGGAGCGUAAAAAGUCACGUUUCGGUAACGCUUUCCACUUGUGUCGUGAGAUUCUGCGUCUAGCGAAACUUGUUGUGGACGCACAUGUGCAGUACAGGCUCAACAAUGUCGACGCUUACCAACUUGCUGAUGGCUUGCAAUACAUUUUUGCGCAUGUUGGGCAAUUAACUGGAAUGUACCGGUACAAGUACAAACUAAUGAGACAGAGAUGGCUUGGAAAUCUGCUAUCAAGGCAGUUCGAGGGUCGUCAUUCAAAGGGUGUUGCAAAGACUGUCACCAAGCAGAGAGUAGAAUCUCACUUUGAUCUGGAGCUGAGAGCUGCCGUAAUGCAUGAUAUUUUGGAUAUGAUGCCUGAAGGUAUCAAGCAGAACAAGGCUCGUGUAAUUCUGCAACAUCUCAGCGAAGCUUGGCGUUGUUGGAAGGCUAAUAUCCCGUGGAAAGUUCCUGGGCUGCCGACUCCUGUAGAGAAUAUGAUUCUUCGUUAUGUUAAAGCCAAGGCUGAUUGGUGGACCAAUUCAGCUCACUAUAACAGAGAGCGUGUUCGCAGAGGUGCAACCGUGGACAAAACUGUCUGCAAGAAGAACUUAGGAAGGCUUACUCGGUUAUAUUUGAAGGCAGAACAAGAGCGACAGCACAACUAUCUGAAAGAUGGACCGUAUAUUUCGGCUGAAGAAGCUGUAGCCAUCUACACUACGACUGUACAUUGGUUGGAAUCUCGUCGAUUCUCUCCUAUUCCUUUCCCACCUCUGUCAUACAAGCAUGACACGAAGCUUCUGAUUCUGGCUCUUGAGCGUCUCAAGGAAGCGUACAGUGUAAAGAACAGGCUAAAUCAGUCUCAAAGAGAAGAGUUGGCUUUGAUUGAGCAGGCUUACGAUAAUCCUCAUGAGGCACUGUCUCGUAUCAAACGUCAUAUGCUCACGCAGAGGGCGUUCAAGGAAGUCGGCAUAGAAUUCAUGGAUUUGUACACUCAUUUGAUCCCUGUAUACGAUAUUGAGCCACUGGAAAAAGUAACAGAUGCAUAUCUCGAUCAAUAUCUCUGGUACGAGGCUGACAAGAGAAGAUUGUUCCCUUCAUGGGUGAAACCUGGUGAUACCGAGCCUCCUCCAUUGUUGGUUUACAAAUGGUGUCAAGGAAUCAACAAUUUGCAGGAUGUUUGGGAAACUGGAGAGGGUGAAUGUAACGUCAUGAUGGAGGCUAAGCUCGAGAAGGUUGCUGAAAAAAUGGAUCUUACGCUUCUUAACAGAUUGCUGAGGUUAAUUGUGGAUCACAACAUUGCUGACUAUAUGUCUUCCAAAAACAACGUUCUGAUUAACUACAAGGAUAUGAAUCACACAAAUUCGUUUGGGAUCAUUCGUGGUUUGCAGUUCGCAUCGUUCAUUGUGCAGUACUACGGCUUAGUUUUGGAUCUCCUCAUCCUUGGUCUUCGUCGGGCUUCGGAAAUCGCAGGUCCUCCGCAAUGCCCCAACGAAUUUCUUACUUUCCAGGAUAUCGCUACGGAAACAGUGCACCCAAUCCGUCUUUAUUGCCGAUACAUUGAUCGGAUUUGGAUAAUGUUCAGGUUCACGGCUGAUGAAGCGCGCGAUCUUAUACAAAGGUAUCUCACUGAACAUCCAGAUCCAAAUAACGAGAACAUCGUUGGAUAUAACAAUAAGAAAUGUUGGCCACGUGAUGCUAGAAUGCGUUUGAUGAAGCAUGAUGUGAACUUGGGUAGAGCUGUUUUCUGGGAUAUAAAGAACCGACUUCCUCGUUCGGUGACAACGAUUGAGUGGGAGAACGCCUUUGUAUCGGUGUACAGCAAGGAUAACCCGAAUUUGCUUUUUGAUAUGGCUGGUUUUGAAUGCCGUAUUCUGCCGAAAUGCCGCACGACUGCUGAAGAGAUCACUCACAGGGACGGAGUGUGGAAUUUGCAGAAUGAGGUCACCAAGGAGCGUACAGCGCAGUGCUUCUUGAAAGUCGAUGAAGAGUCCAUGUCGAAAUUCCACAACAGAAUUAGACAAAUUCUGAUGUCUUCCGGUUCAACAACAUUCACAAAGAUUGUCAAUAAAUGGAACACUGCUCUCAUUGGUCUCAUGACCUAUUAUAGGGAGGCUGUCGUUAACACGCAAGAGCUGCUAGAUUUGCUCGUGAAAUGUGAGAAUAAAAUCCAAACUAGGAUAAAGAUUGGACUCAACUCUAAGAUGCCAGCAAGAUUCCCUCCGGUUGUGUUCUACACGCCAAAGGAAAUUGGAGGCUUAGGAAUGCUUUCUAUGGGUCACGUGUUGAUUCCACAGAGUGAUCUGCGUUGGAUGCAGCAGACAGAUGCUGGAGGCAUUACCCAUUUCCGAUCAGGAAUGACUCAUGAUGAGGAUCAGCUUAUUCCUAAUUUAUACCGAUACAUUCAACCGUGGGAAGCUGAGUUCAUCGACUCACAGCGUGUAUGGGCCGAAUACGCGUUGAAGCGUCAGGAGGCGAAUGCCCAAAAUCGUCGACUGACUCUGGAAGAUCUUGAUGAUUCGUGGGAUCGUGGUAUCCCACGUAUCAAUACCUUGUUCCAAAAAGAUAGACACACUCUCGCCUAUGAUAAGGGAUGGCGUGUGAGGACCGAGUUCAAAGCUUAUCAGAUUCUGAAGCAAAAUCCUUUCUGGUGGACUCACCAGCGACACGACGGAAAGCUGUGGAAUCUGAAUAACUACCGUACUGACAUGAUUCAAGCGCUUGGUGGUGUUGAAGGAAUUCUUGAGCACACACUGUUCAGAGGCACCUACUUCCCAACUUGGGAAGGGCUGUUCUGGGAGCGAGCGUCUGGCUUCGAAGAAUCCAUGAAAUUCAAGAAGCUGACCAAUGCUCAGCGAUCCGGUCUGAACCAAAUCCCCAAUCGUCGUUUCACAUUGUGGUGGUCUCCGACAAUUAACAGAGCAAAUGUCUAUGUUGGUUUCCAAGUGCAGCUGGAUCUUACUGGAAUUUUCAUGCACGGAAAGAUCCCAACACUCAAGAUUUCCCUUAUACAAAUAUUCCGUGCUCACUUGUGGCAGAAAAUUCACGAGUCUGUUGUUAUGGAUCUGUGUCAGGUCUUCGAUCAAGAAUUGGAUGCUCUUGAGAUUCAAACUGUACAAAAAGAGACUAUCCAUCCCAGAAAGUCCUACAAAAUGAACAGCUCAUGUGCAGAUAUUCAGUUGUUUGCGCAGUACAAGUGGAAUGUUUCUCGUCCUUCAUUGAUGGCUGAUAGCAAAGACGUCAUGGAUAGCACGACGACACAGAAAUACUGGAUUGAUGUACAGCUCCGUUGGGGAGACUAUGACUCCCAUGAUAUUGAACGAUAUGCAAGAGCUAAGUUCCUCGACUAUACCACCGACAACAUGUCUAUCUACCCAUCCCCAACNCGACACAGAAAUACUGGAUUGAUGUACAGCUCCGUUGGGGAGACUAUGACUCCCAUGAUAUUGAACGAUAUGCAAGGUAAGUUGAUAGAUGAGAACUUCCAAAUGAUCGGCAGAGCUAAGUUCCUCGACUAUACCACCGACAACAUGUCUAUCUACCCAUCCCCAACGGGUCUCCUCAUUGCGAUGGAUCUCGCCUAUAAUUUGUACAGUGCUUAUGGAAAUUGGUUCCCUGGAAUGAAGCCACUUAUUCGACAAGCCAUGGCGAAGAUCAUCAAGGCCAACCCGGCUUUCUAUGUAUUGCGAGAGCGUAUUCGAAAAGGGUUGCAGUUGUACAGUUCAGAACCAACAGAACCAUAUCUUACGAGUCAGAACUACGGAGAGCUGUUCUCGAAUCAAAUCAUUUGGUUUGUGGAUGAUACAAAUGUAUAUCGUGUAACCAUUCACAAGACGUUCGAAGGUAACUUGACAACGAAGCCUAUCAAUGGUGCCAUUUUCAUCUUCAAUCCUCGUACUGGACAACUGUUCUUGAAGAUCAUUCACACAUCUGUGUGGGCUGGCCAGAAACGUCUUAGUCAGCUCGCCAAAUGGAAGACUGCAGAAGAAGUUGCUGCUCUUAUCAGAUCCUUACCAGUGGAAGAGCAACCACGACAAAUCAUUGUUACCCGAAAAGCUAUGCUGGAUCCUCUCGAGGUCCAUCUUCUCGAUUUCCCUAACAUUGUGAUCAAGGGGUCGGAGUUGAUGUUGCCAUUCCAAGCAAUCAUGAAGGUCGAGAAAUUCGGUGACUUGAUUUUGAAAGCAACUGAGCCCCAAAUGGUAUUGUUCAACUUGUACGACGAUUGGCUCAAGACGAUAUCAAGUUACACAGCGUUUUCCCGAGUUAUCCUGAUUAUGCGUGGUAUGCACAUCAAUCCUGAUAAAACGAAGGUUAUUCUGAAACCGGAUAAAACAACGAUCACUGAACCUCACCACAUCUGGCCUUCUCUCAUAGACGAGGAAUGGAUAAAGGUUGAGCUGGCUUUGAAAGACAUGAUUUUGGCCGAUUAUGGUAAAAAGAACAAUGUAAACGUGGCAUCGUUGACACAAUCUGAAGUGAGAGACAUCAUCCUUGGUAUGGAAAUAUCUGCACCCAGUCAACAACGACAACAAAUUGCCGAUAUCGAGAAGCAAACGAAAGAACAGAGUCAGGUUGAGAAGUACUGUAUUUAUGAAAAGGAGAUACGGAAAGUGAACUGCAAGCUGUGCAGGUGUGUACCCAUUAAUACACUGUUUUUCUUUAAGGUUACGGCUACGACUACUCGUACCGUGAACAAACAUGGAGAUGAAAUAAUAACAGCCACAACUUCAAACUAUGAAGCUGCAACAUUCGCUAGUCGUACGGAAUGGAGGAUUCGUGCGAUCUCGGCCACAAAUUUGCAUUUGAGAACACAACACAUUUAUGUGAGCUCCGAUGAUGUAAAAGAUACAGGAUUCACCUAUAUUCUACCGAAGAACGUUCUAAAGAAAUUCAUUACUAUAUCGGAUCUCAGAACUCAAAUUGGCGGUUUCCUCUAUGGUAUUUCACCGGCUGACAAUCCUCAAGUAAAGGAAAUCCGUUGUGUUGUACUAGUACCACAAACUGGAAAUCAUCAGCAAGUGCAGUUCCCGUCCCAUCUCCCACAGCAUGAAUUACUCAAAGAUCUGGAGCCGCUCGGAUGGAUGCACACGCAACCAAAUGAAUUGCCGCAACUAUCGCCUCAAGACGUGACCGCACAUGCGCGGAUACUAUCUGAAAACGCGACUUGGGAUGGAGAGAAGACUGUUAUCAUCACUUGCAGUUUCACUCCUGGAUCAGUGUCCUUGACUGCAUACAAGCUUACGCCAUCAGGUUAUGAAUGGGGUCGCUCGAAUACUGACCGAGGAAACAAUCCGAAGGGUUACAUGCCAACUCACUAUGAAAAGGUGCAGAUGCUGCUGUCAGAUAGAUUCCUCGGGUAUUUCAUGGUGCCUAGUGGUGGUGUUUGGAAUUAUAACUUCCAAGGUCAGCGGUGGGCGCAGUCGAUGAAGUAUGAUGUAUGCCUUGCUAAUCCAAAGGAAUACUAUCACGAGGACCACCGGCCUGUGCACUUCCACAACUUUAAGGCAUUUGACGAUCCUCUUGGUAUAGCUAUGGCUGAUCGCGAUGACAGUUUUGCAUAG